Molecule: messenger RNA, 1905 nt
Organism: Micropterus salmoides (largemouth bass)
Lineage: Eukaryota; Metazoa; Chordata; Actinopteri; Centrarchiformes; Centrarchidae
Gene: psmg1
Product: proteasome (prosome, macropain) assembly chaperone 1
Exons: 7
Coding region: 84-923 (279 amino acids)
Biological process (GO): proteasome core complex assembly
Cellular component (GO): endoplasmic reticulum
Molecular function (GO): proteasome binding
Source: RefSeq, a predicted model, not a curated record
CUGCUGGCGGAAGUAUGUAAUGGUUGCAGUUCUGGUCUGAAUCACUAGCCAAACUUUAGCUUUUGUCUGGAAACCUAAAUAUAAUGGCAACGUUUUUCGGCGAGGUUUUGUCUGUGUAUUCUCGUGCCGUGGAGGAAGAUGACGAGGAUCUCGAUGAAAACGAAGAGGAUGAACAAAUCCGCAGAGAACUUGAGGAAAAGAGGGAGGUUCAUCUACACUGGAGCCCUGAAGUCUCCGGAUCACUGACGUCUGGAAACAAGUUGCAGUGUUCAGAUUUCAUCCUCGCUGUGGGGCACAACGCUGCCAGGUUUCUGUCAGUGUACGUUCUCACCUCUGCAAACUGGGAUGCAGUGGGACGUGCAUCAGUGUGGAACGAGAGGAGCCGGGCUGUAACUGGGCAGACCAGCGAGGAGUCAGCAUGUGUUUUCUACAGACACAAGGAAAACCCAUCAGUUUUGAUAUGCCAAGUGACUUGCUACAUUGCAGAAGACCAGCUUUUCCAGUGGACAGAAAAGGUUUUUGACUGUCUGCAGCACAGAGAGCUGAAUGUGACAGUGCUGUCAGAUAGCUCUGUGGCUGAGUACAAGGCAGCAGACUAUCUGUCGGGAGGCUCCGCUCCCUUCCUGCGCUCUCUCCACACCGGUGCUUUCAGAGGUCGGGCUGUCUGCCAGCCACUGGAGCAACCCAACAUAGUUACUGGACUUCCAGCUGCAGUGCUGAACCACUGCGAGGUCCAUCGCAUCAGUACAGUUGUUUACCAGUGUUACAGUGAUGUCAUAGGCCCUGACUCUGUCACCAUGGAGACCUACAAGCCUGCACUAACCAAGCUUGGCAAGUCCAUACAGCUGGACCCGUCUCCGAGCACAGACGUUCUUCGCAAGUUUGUCACAACCACCAACAUUCAGAGCAAUCUUUAUAUCUGAAAAUAGACAUUUCAUUUUAUUUUCCUGUGGUAAAAUACUGUCAUUUUUUUAAAUAAAGAAAUUAAGUAAAGAAAGACUUUAUUUGAAUGAAAGUAGUUGAAUGAUAUACUUAAUUUAUAUUGUAGUAACAAAGAGAUGGGAAUUAGAAUUUGCAUGUACCAAUUUGCUGUUCCAAUUUCUGAAGCAAUCAUAUGAGGGAGCUACAGUGUGCCUGCAUCAUAAAUACCACUGUAAACCGCUCCCAUCUUUUCACUACGUAGAAUUACAGGUUAUCACAUUGUCAGGUGAGUAAAGGAAGAAGACACAGGCGGAGAUUCUAAAAGGGUUCAUGUGAAAAGAGUUCAACAAGGUAAAAACAUUUAUGCCCCAGAUUUUGUAACUUGAAAAUAAUUUUGUGUUGUUAUCCCCCUGAUUCCCGAAGAUGCAGUUUCUGCAGGGUGAAUUGUAUCAAUGUUGACGAUCCCUUGAUUUUUUUAUUUAGUGCCACUAGCAGGUGAAAAUAUUGAACUUAUGAUUUAUGACUGAAUGCUUGCAAUAUUAAUGGCAUCUCAGUCUCUUAAUCUUGUACUAAAAAAGAUCUAAAUAUGUCAUUGAGUAUCACUAUAACUAUAAUCUCUUAAGCUUUUUAGAAUGACCCACAUUCAGAAGAUCCUGCCUCUGGUUAGCAUAAGAAUAGAAAGCCUUUUAUCAGUAUACAUGCAUCUUUUAGUAUGUGUUCAUGCUCCCACUGAUCUCCAGUCAGCUGUGCAGCAAUGAAUCCAGAGUAGGACAAUAAAGCUGAAACGAUGCAGUGUGACUUUGAAGAGUUUGCAGAAACAGGUCAGAGCCUGAGAGAAAAGAACAAUUUGUCUGAGCCUGUUCAGCUGACUCUGAGGGUUUUAGCUAUCUUUCAGCCUUCAGACCAGACAUAAUAAAGACUACCAAAAUUAGAAGAAAAAGAAAAACGACAGAGAAAUAAAAUGGACCAUAUGUCUGAACUUGA